Didymodactylos carnosus is the source of this 693-nucleotide messenger RNA. The record is from the annotation of a GenBank genome assembly. NCBI's taxonomy places the organism in Eukaryota, Metazoa, Rotifera, Eurotatoria, Philodinida, Philodinidae.
AUGUUACAAAUUAAUGAUGAACCAACAUUGAAUGAUGUUGGAAAUAAACAUACAGAUCGUUUAAACAGAUUAAAAGAACUUCAUUUUCGACGUAAUGAAGCAAGAAAAUUAAAUCAUCUAGAAGUUAUUGAAGAAGAUCAUCGAAAAGAUUUACCAACAAAUUAUGAAAAACGUUGUGAACGUGUACAAAAACAAGAUGAACAAACAAAAAAGAAGAAAGAUGCUGCAAAUGCGGGUCUCGAUUUUGAUCGUGUAGAAAUGUUAGAAUGGACAGCGGAAGAAGUUGACAGAUGGGAGAAAAAAAAACGAAAAAGAAAUCCGGAUGUUGGCUUUGAUAAUUAUGAACAAUGUACAGCUCGUGCACAUGGUAAAUUGACUAGCCAAUUGAAACCAGAUUUUGAAGCGUUGAAAAAACAAAAAGAAGAAUUAGGAGAAGAUUAUUAUGCCACAACGAGUACAUUAAUUCAUGGUACACAUAAACCAUCAGAAUCUGCUAUUAAUAGAAUGACAGAAGAUCUUGAAAAACAAGUUCUAAAAAGAUCUAAAUAUAGUCGACGUCGUACGCAUAAUCCUGAUCUUGAUAUUGAUUAUAUCAAUGAGAGAAAUCGGGCAUUUAAUAAGAAAAUCGAACGUUACUAUGGAAAAUAUACAACGGAAAUCAAACAAAAUUUGGAACGUGGUACUGCUGUUUGA